ACAGGAAGAAAAUCUUAUGUUUGUGAUUAGCUAGGAACAUCGCUAUAUCACAAAGAAGAUGCGGUCCUGUGCACCAGCGAUGAGGUCCCUGGCAGUUCUACUUUUUAUUUGUGUAACCUCCCUGAAUGCACAAAUUCCCUCAUCUAUCAAUUGUCCACCUGUGCUUGCUCCACCCACCGUACUUGGAGGACUCACAAAUCGGGGAUUUGGAUUGCUAGAGUUCUGCUGUUUAGCUGCUGUUUCUGGCAUUAACCCUAAUGACCAAGUUGUGGUAGUCGUGGCUUCGACAAAUGCUAUUUCAAAUAUCAGUCUACCUGCUUUAAAUAUCUCAAACCCACCACUGUUUUCAGAUUUUUUAACCAAUGGGUUUUAUUCUCCAAUAAUUGGAACUGUUGCAAGUUUGUGCAAUGGACCCUUAACUUCAUUUGGAACAGUAUUUAUUGGAGAUUCAUUAUUCUGCCUUCGAACUGGGUUCAUUGCAUAUUGCAAUGGUCCUUUGCCAGCAGGAUCAUACAGGGUAGCUUUGCUAGUAUAUCGUGAUGGCGUACUUACUUCGAUAACUCCAUUUUCAGAUGUAAUUACUCUUAGAAACCCACGGAAUUUUAAUACCAUUGACCCUAAACCUAGUUCGCGCAGUGCUACCAUGAUCGUUAUUUCAACAAUCCUCCCAUUGCUCCUACUUGUACUACUAGUCAUUCCUUUUCUUGCCUUAUUCUUGAGAUGCUGCUGCUGCGGUCGAUUUGCACCAAAGCGAUGUCAACAGGAUUGUGAUUAAUUCAGAUAACAUUUUGCUGCCAUCAGUGUGAAAAUAUUAUUAUUUUAUGUUUAAUUGUUUCUAUCAUAUAAUAGAUUUUACCAAACAUUGCUGUAAUUAUUACCUAUACAGUGGAACCUCAGAUUGCGAGUAACACUGUUAACGAGCGUUUCACAAAACGAGCGCUGUAUUUUUAAAA
Rana temporaria (common frog) is the source of this 953-nucleotide messenger RNA. Its product is annotated as uroplakin-3b-like. The record is from RefSeq and is a predicted model, not a curated record. The transcript has 6 exons. Bases 59 to 775 code for a protein of 238 amino acids. NCBI's taxonomy places the organism in Eukaryota, Metazoa, Chordata, Amphibia, Anura, Ranidae.